Molecule: messenger RNA, 1883 nt
Organism: Zea mays
Lineage: Eukaryota; Viridiplantae; Streptophyta; Magnoliopsida; Poales; Poaceae
Product: serine carboxypeptidase F13S12.6
Exons: 10
Coding region: 208-1680 (490 amino acids)
Biological process (GO): proteolysis
Molecular function (GO): serine-type carboxypeptidase activity
Source: RefSeq, a predicted model, not a curated record
GUCUUUUUCGCGUGGCUUGGCUGACAUGUGAAAAAGCUAGGCGCCCCCGAUAAAAAGGGCCUCCCCGCUCCCCGGACGCGGCGGCUACUGUUUCUGUUUCUUCCUUCGACCCCGGUCGUCCCGUCCUCCGCUGGGCAUCGAAAGUCGAACGCCUCCCCCCUCCCUCCCUCCCAGUUCCGUCGUCGGCUCCUGCAGCAGCAGCAAGCAAUGGCGGCUUCCUGGAGAGCCGUGGCGCUGGCGGUGGCCGCAGUGGGCUGGCUUCUUGCCGGUGCCGCGCGGGCGUUCCCGGCCGAGGACUUGGUCGCGCGGCUGCCGGGGCAGCCUCCGGUCACGUUCAGGCAGUUCGCCGGGUACGUGGACGUCGACGCCAAGGCCGGCAGGAGCCUCUUCUACUACUUCGCCGAGGCGCGGGAGGACGCCGCCGCCAAGCCGCUCACGCUGUGGCUGAAUGGAGGUCCUGGCUGUUCUUCGGUUGGAGGUGGUGCUUUCACCGAGCUAGGGCCAUUUUAUCCGCGAGGAGACGGCCGAGGCCUCAGAUUGAACAAGAAGUCAUGGAACAGAGCGUCCAAUCUUCUGUUCGUGGAGUCACCGGCUGGAGUUGGAUGGUCUUAUUCGAACACUUCAUCGGACUACAGCACUGGAGACGUGCGGACUGCUCAUGACAUGUACCAAUUUUUGUUGGGAUGGUAUGCGAAGUUUCCUGAGUACAGAUCAAGAGCUUUGUUCCUUACCGGAGAGAGUUACGCAGGGCAUUACAUACCACAGCUCGCUGAUGUACUUAUCACCCAUAACGAGAAAUCCAAGGGUUUCAAGUUCAAUAUUAAGGGAGUCGCUAUCGGGAAUCCGCUCCUCAAGCUUGACAGGGACGUCCCUGCGACCUACGAGUACUUCUGGUCUCAUGGCAUGAUCUCCGACGAGAUAUUCCUGGCGAUCAGCCACAGCUGCGACUUUGAGGACUACACCUUCAACGACCCUCACAACGAGAGCAAGUCAUGCAACGACGCCAUCGCGGAAGCGAACAGCGUAGUCGGAGACUACGUCAACAACUACGAUGUCAUUCUCGACGUCUGCUACCCAUCGAUCGUGAUGCAGGAGCUACGGCUGCGAGAAUACGCGACGAAGAUCAGUAUUGGCGUGGAUGUCUGCAUGUCCUACGAGAGGUUUUUCUACUUCAAUCUACCGGAGGUGCAGCAGGCUCUGCAUGCUAACAGGACGCAUCUGAAGCAUCACUGGAGCAUGUGCAGCGAGUUUUGGUUAUCUUCUCAAUGCCAAACUCUCACACGGGUCAUUUGCACCAUCAUGUGCCAGUAUCCUGAACUACAGCAACACCGACGGCAACAUCAACAUACUGCCUACACUUCAAAGAAUCGUCGAGCACAAGAUACCACUUUGGGUGUUCAGCGGCGACCAAGACUCCGUCGUGCCCUUGCUGGGCACCCGAACCCUUGUGCGAGAGCUCGCUCACGCCAUGGGGCUGCAUGUCACCGUCCCCUACAGCACCUGGUUCCACAAAGGCCAGGUUGGAGGGUGGGUGACGGAGUAUGGCAACUUCCUGACCUUCGCCACAGUGCGAGGUGCGUCUCACAUGGUGCCCUUUGCACAGCCAGACCGGGCUCUCGGGCUGUUUCGAUCCAUUGUACUCGGACAAAGACUACCGAACACGACGAAUCCACACAUUGACUAGAAGUGUAUCUACAAAAGAAGGUGGAGACAGACAGAAAAAUAGCUUAGAUUUUGCUUUUUCAGUUUUGCUGCAAUGAAUGGAUCUACAAAAGAAGGUAGUUCAUAAAGACGUGUGAUGUGUUGGAUGCUCAACUAGUACUUUAACUAUUUAUAAAGAGCAGAAAUAAUAUUUUUAUUGCUGUGGUUAUAACUAUCAUCAA